GCGCCGGAAGUGGCCGGUGAUUUUGCUGGGAGUUAGUUUUUUCGCAGGGCGGAAAAGGUAUGUCUGCAAGUGCCCCCGCUGUUUCCAGUCCCCUUUCCCUGCAGGACCCAAUGAGUAAGCUGUGGCGGCGCGGAAGCACCUCUGGGGCUAUGGAGGCCCCCGAGCCAGGGGAAGCGCUGGAGUUGAGCCUGGCUGGUGCCCAUGGCCACGGAGCACACAAGAAAAAGCACAAAAAGCACAAGAAGAAACACAAGAAGAAACACCACCAGGAAGAGGAGUCCGGGCCUACGCAACCGUCUCCUGCCAAACCCCAGCUCAAACUCAAAAUCAAGCUGGGAGGACAGGUUCUGGGCACUAAGAGCGUUCCUACAUUCACUGUGAUCCCCGAGGGCCCUCGCUCACCCUCUCCCCUUAUGGUUGUGGAUAAUGAAGAGGAACCUAUGGAAGGAGUCCCUCUUGAGCAGUACCGUGCCUGGCUGGAUGAAGACAGUAACCUGUCUCCCUCACCACUUCAGGACCUGUCAGGGGGGUUAGGCGGUCAAGAGGAAGAAGAAGAACAGAGGUGGCUAGAUGCCCUGGAGAAGGGGGAGCUGGAUGACAAUGGAGAUCUCAAGAAAGAGAUCAAUGAGCGACUCCUCACUGCUCGACAGAGAGCUCUGCUCCAGAAGGCCCGGAGUCAGCCUUCUCCGAUGCUGCAGCUGCCUGUGUCUGGGGGCUGCCCGGCUCCCGCCCUCACCGAGGAGAUGUUGCUGAAACGCGAGGAGCGGGCGCGGAAGCGGCGGCUGCAGGCGGCACGGCGGGCGGAGGAGCACAAGAACCAGACUAUCGAACGCCUCACUAAAACUGCGGCGCCCAGUGGGCGGGGAGGCCGGGGGGCCGCGCGGGGCGAGCGGCGGGGAGGGCGAGCUGCGGCCCCGGCCCCGUCCCCCAUGGUGCGCUACAGCAGCGGGGCACAGGGCUCCACCCUUUCCUUCCCACCUGGGGUUCCGGCUCCGGCGGCUGUGUCUCAGCGGCCGUCCCCAUCAGGGCCUCCUCCGCGCUGCUCAGUACCUGGCUGCCCCCACCCGCGCCGGUAUGCGUGCUCCCGCACUGGCCAGGCGCUCUGCAGCCUUCAGUGCUACCGCAUCAAUCUGCAGAUGCGGCUGGGAGGCCCCGAGGGCCCCUUAUCCCCCCUUUUAGCUACUUAAGGCCCUUGCCUCCUCCGGACUCUGCCCUCUUCCAUGCCCGUUUUCAGUCUUUCCCAUCCUAUUAAAUUUCAUCUUGUGCCUCGA
Tupaia belangeri chinensis (Chinese tree shrew) is the source of this 1271-nucleotide messenger RNA. RefSeq names its product INO80 complex subunit B (gene INO80B). Bases 60 to 1187 code for a protein of 375 amino acids. Lineage: Eukaryota; Metazoa; Chordata; Mammalia; Scandentia; Tupaiidae. The record is from RefSeq and is a predicted model, not a curated record. The transcript is spliced from 6 exons. Gene Ontology annotation, cellular component: Ino80 complex. Gene Ontology annotation, biological process: chromatin remodeling.